AUGGAGUCGCUCCGCGUCCAGCGGCUGCAGCCGGGCGUCGGCGGGACCCUGCGCUCGCUGCGGCCCGGCGUGACGGCGGGGGCGCUGCUCCCCUCGGCCGCCUCGGCGCCGCCCCUGGGCGGCGGGGGCGGCGGCGAGCCCGACUGCGAGUGGGACCCCGGGCCGCCGCCCCCGCCGCCGCUCCCGCCCUCCCUCCUGCCCGGGGUGACGGCGGGGGCCGCCGCCUCGAGCCCCCCGGGAGGAGGAGGGGCCGCCGCGGGGCCGCCCGCCGUCCUGAGGGAGGCCGUCGAGGCCGUGGUCCGGAGCUUCGCCAAGCACACGCAGGGAUACGGCCGCGUCAAUGUUGUUGAAGCGCUUCAGGAAUUCUGGCAGAUGAAGCAAUCACGUGGUGCUGAUCUGAAAAAUGGCGCUCUGGUGGUUUACGAGAUGGUUCCAUCCAACAGUCCUCCUUACAUUUGCUAUGUUACGUUGCCAGGAGGGAGCUGUUUUGGCAGUUUUCAGUUUUGUCCAACGAAGGCCGAAGCCAGGAGAAGUGCUGCAAAAAUUGCACUGAUGAACUCAGUCUUCAAUGAACAUCCAUCCCGUAGAAUCACAGAUGAAUUUAUUGAGAAAAGUGUUAUCGAGGCCUUGGCAUCUUUCAAUGGCAACAGAGAGGAAGCAGAUAGCCCAAGUACAGGUAUUGGUGCUUUCCGCUUCAUGUUGGAGUCCAACAAAGGGAAAUCCAUGUUAGAGUUCCAGGAGCUAAUGACAGUUUUCCAGCUGCUACACUGGAAUGGUAGCCUUAAAGCCAUGCGGGAGAGGCAGUGUUCACGACAGGAGGUGCUGGCACACUAUUCCCACCGUGCUCUGGAUGAUGACAUACGGAACCAGAUGGCAACGGACUGGGUCAACCGGGAGCAGAACAUCCCAGGGGCCCUUUCCAGGGAGCUGGCCUCGACAGAGCGGGAACUGGAUGAAGCUCGGCUCGCCGGAAAAGAGCUGAGAUUUCACAAGGAGAAGAAAGACAUCUUGAUGUUGGCUGCUGGCCAGCUGGGGAACAUGCAUUCUUCCAACUGCUAGGACCCCAACGUAGCCCUUCCUCUCUCCU
This is a messenger RNA of Protobothrops mucrosquamatus (brown spotted pit viper), 1087 nucleotides long. RefSeq names its product limb and CNS expressed 1 like (gene LIX1L). The record is from RefSeq and is a predicted model, not a curated record. Gene Ontology annotation, cellular component: cytoplasm. NCBI's taxonomy places the organism in Eukaryota, Metazoa, Chordata, Lepidosauria, Squamata, Viperidae. The transcript is spliced from 6 exons. The coding region runs from base 1 to 1059 and encodes 352 amino acids. Gene Ontology annotation, biological process: autophagosome maturation.